Molecule: messenger RNA, 625 nt
Organism: Eucalyptus grandis
Lineage: Eukaryota; Viridiplantae; Streptophyta; Magnoliopsida; Myrtales; Myrtaceae
Product: filament-like plant protein 3
Exons: 2
Coding region: 6-593 (195 amino acids)
Source: RefSeq, a predicted model, not a curated record
AAGCCAUGAUCAAUAGAACGGCAGAGCUGGAGGAGGAAUUAGAGAAGAAGGAAGAAGAAAAGGAGAAGCUAGACAUGGCUCUAAGUCAAUGUCAAAAGCAACUUGAAACGUCACGGAGUCAGCUCAAUGAGGUUGAGAUGAGAUUGACAGAACUCAACAACAUGUUGUCCGCAGCACAAAAAUCGAAGCAAGCUGCAGAGGAGGAAGCAAGGAUUACCCAUGAGAGUAUGGAAGUAACAGAGUCAAGACCGAUGGAUGUUGAAGAGGAGAUGAAAAACUUGCUCCUUAAUGUCAAAUUACUACAAGAAGAGGUUGAAAGAGAGCGUGCUUUGUCUGCUGAAAAUGAGGCAAAAUGUCGGGAGAUGGAGGAUGAAAAUCUAAAUAUGAAAAGGGAUGCCAAACUGCAGCAUGAGAUCGAGCUUCAGCGUGUGGCUGUCUAUGAUGAACAGCUAAAAGUAAAGCAGGAGCAAGAGCUAGCAGUCGCUGCUAGCCGGUUUGCAGAGUGCCAGAAGACUAUUUCAUCUCUCGCUCAGCAAUUAAAAUCUUCGCUGGUUCCGAUCCAAUGUGCAAUCACAUUGAUGAAGGAUUACUAAGCCCCGAAAACGAGCUGCACCAUUUAAACAGC